CAGAGGCAGUUGGAUUGUUUAGGUCGACGCGUUUGUAAUAAAAGAAUAUAAAAUUAAAAUUCUGACUCACAGAUUCGUUGGCGUUUGGUUUAAAAUUAAUCAGAUUAUUGAAAAUGCGCAACAAAAUAGAGUUGGCCCUGCUGCUGAUCAUCUGUUGUGCUGCCACAUUAAAUCAAAUCUCGGCUGCUCCCCAGACAGACUCAGAUUCAACAGCUCAGCUUGGUGGGAAUGUGGGAAUCACAACCGCAACUUCUACUGAGGCUGGCAGCGUAGAUUACGAUUUUCUCGAUGCACUUUUGAACGAACGUGAGCAGACUCAUCCGAGUGUGGACAAACCAUUGCCAGGAAAACAGCUUGAUGGGAAUGAGAUAGAUUACGAUUUUCUUGAUACAUUUUUUGGCGGACCGUCAAAUGAGACUGAUCCAGAGUUUGUUGAUGUUGCGGCAGCGGAUCCAAAUGUGUACGAAGCAUUGCCAGAGUCACAGGCAGAUAAACAAAUUAAGGAUGGGAAAUUGCCAGCACUCGAUCUAACUGCAGAGAAAAAUCAGUUGAUGGCAAAUGUGGAAAAUAUAUUUCGACCAACUGCACAGCAAAGAAAUCAACUGCUAAGUGCUAUCGAUAACACAUUUCAAAGCAUUAUAAAUCGAUUUUCCAAGCACAAUAACACAGAGCAAACGACACACCCUGUAGCCGACCCCAAUGCCAAAUCCUGCGGCCAGCAAAGCGAAUGCGUAGAGCUCUGGAUGUGCAAAAAUAGUACAAUCAAUAAUAAUGGAGCCUAUAGCAUACAUCUUCGACCUGCGCACAAUGAGCCACAGUGCAGUUACAAUCAAGUCUGCUGUCACAUAGCUGAUAAGAUACUGAGUCGCCCCCAAGCCGUACAGCCGAGCAAGAUGGCGGAUUGCGGUCUACGGCAUGAGAAUGGCGUACAGCUGACCAUAGAGGAUCCAAGGCAUAUUGAGGCCAAUUUCGGAGAAUUUCCCUGGAUGGUGGCCAUAUUGGUGAUGGAGGAUCCACUAUUAAUCUACAUAGGCGGCGGCUCCUUACUAGCACCCAAUGUGGUGCUAACAGCUGCCCAUAAGUUAACCAACAGGACAUUGGCCAACUUUAUCGUGCGAGCUGGCGAAUGGGAUCAGCGGACAACACGGGAAAUCUUUAAUCAUCAGGAUCGCACUCUUCGGCUAAUUAUUAUGCAUCCGCAUUUUGAUGGUAGCUUCAAUAACAUUGCAUUGCUUCUGCUGCAGGCUCCCUUCGAUCCGAGUCCACACAUUUCGCCCAUUUGCCUGCCCACAGCCAGCGACCGAUUCGACCACACUCGGUGCAUUGUCACCGGCUGGGGCAAGAGCACCGGCGAUACCAAUGCCUAUCAACAUAUUCUCAAGGAAGUAACCGUGCCCGUCCUGCCACGAGCCGAGUGCAUUACCAAGCUGACUAAAGUAUCUGAUACAAGCUUAAUUUUCGAUCCGAGCUACAUUUGCGCUGGCGGCGAGAAAGGCAUCGACGCCUGCCUUGGCGAUGGUGGUGCCCCGCUAGCCUGCCCCAUUCCAGGCAGCCCCAAUCGCUACUAUCAGGCUGGCAUUGUGGCAUGGGGAAUAGGUUGCGGUUUGGAGAAUGUGCCCGCUGGCUAUACCAAUGUGCCAUACCUCAUGCCCUGGGUUAGUCGGGAGCUGGACAAGCUGAACAUCGAUAGAAAAUACUAUACACCCUAGGCAGACGAGUUCUCAUCUAUAUAAAUAUAUAUAUACAUAUAAAUAUUGUUAAUUAAUGGAUUGUAUUAUAUUGCUCUGCUCAGUGCAUGGCCUCGAGAUAUUAAAAAUUCAAAUAAUUGUCUAGAUCUCCCAUUGCAGACUUAGCCCAGCUAAAAUAUUAUGCAUAGAACUUCCAUUUUAUGAGUUUAGUUUCACCUACACAUAAAUGUUGCAUAUAGAUUUCUUAUAACAAAUUUAAAGACGAUUAAAUUAAAUGAAUUAACAUAUUUUCCGCAAUAGUUUAAGUGUGAAAAUGUACACACAGAUCCUCUGAAAUGAGUGCGGCCUGAACUGAGAAAAAUGCAGCUGACUAGCUCUUACGAUGUAAUCUGUGCGUCAAUCAGUCAGUCAAUCAAUCAGUCAGUUAGUUAUUAAGAUGAAAUCGUUGUAUAUGUAUAUCAAAAAUAAAUUAAAUAUAAAAAUAAAUAUA
Molecule: messenger RNA, 2178 nt
Organism: Drosophila montana
Lineage: Eukaryota; Metazoa; Arthropoda; Insecta; Diptera; Drosophilidae
Product: phenoloxidase-activating factor 2-like
Exons: 3
Coding region: 114-1709 (531 amino acids)
Biological process (GO): proteolysis
Molecular function (GO): serine-type endopeptidase activity
Source: RefSeq, a predicted model, not a curated record